CCAGGCGGAAGCAGGAAGUGGGAGAGCAGCGCUGAGCCCGCGGCGGUGCUGGUUGGUGCUGUGCGGCGCGCGUCCGGCUGGGGCGAUGGCGGAGAAGUUUGACCACCUGGAGGAGCACUUGGAGAAGUUCGUGGAGAACAUUCGGCAGCUCGCAUCAAUCGGCAGUGGAACUUCCACCUAGCAGCAGCCGGGCCUCAACCAGAAGCUGAAUUUUAUUGUUACUGGCUUACAGGAUAUUGAUAAGUGUAGACAGCAACUUCAUGAUAUCACUGUACCUUUAGAAGUGUUUGAAUACAUAGAUCAAGGUCGAAACCCCCAGCUCUACACCAAAGAGUGCCUGGAGAGGGCCCUCGCUAAAAAUGAGCAAGUUAAAGGCAAGAUCGACACGAUGAAGAAAUUUAAAAGCUUGUUGAUUCAAGAACUUUCUAAAGUAUUUCCGGAAGACAUGGCUAAGUAUCGAAGCAUCCGGGGGGAGGACCACCCGCCCUCCUAACUGCUCAUCCCUCUGUGACCAUCCCGCCGAGUCCUCUGUGAGUCACCGUGACCCUGAGUGCCGACGCCGCCUUCCUGCUGACUCGGGACUGGGCCUGGACCCGUGCCCCAGCCCCUCUGUCCUGUCGCUUGCCCUGGGGAUGGCAGGGCUGGAGAAGGAGCGGGAGCUGUGCCCCACCGACCGGCUGCGCGCCUGCCAUUGUCCAGCCUUCAGACUGGUGACUCCGGACACUGGGACGAUCCCUUCUGUUCUCUGGGCAGGCAGGGCAGGAAAACAGGCUUGGAAAUAACUAAAUUGAUUGGCAAAUUAAAAAUUUAAAAAAUUGUAC
Microcebus murinus (gray mouse lemur) is the source of this 821-nucleotide messenger RNA. It is a transcript of the gene MED10, whose product is annotated as mediator complex subunit 10. The record is from RefSeq and is a predicted model, not a curated record. Lineage: Eukaryota; Metazoa; Chordata; Mammalia; Primates; Cheirogaleidae. Gene Ontology annotation, cellular component: mediator complex. Gene Ontology annotation, biological process: regulation of transcription by RNA polymerase II. Gene Ontology annotation, molecular function: transcription coregulator activity.